AUGGCGGGGAACCCGGCACAGCAGCAUCAGCACCACCAGCACGCCGCUGGGUCUCACCAUCGCCUACACCAUCUUCUACGCCUCGCCCACGCUCUUCGCGGUACUUGCACGCUCUGGCUGGUGCUGCGCUACCGACACAAGCGCUUCAGCUACCAGACGGCCUUCCUGUUCCUGUGUCUGCUGUGGGCCGCCCUGCGCGCCCUCCUCUUCUCCUUCUACUUCAGGGACUGCGUGACCGCCAACGCGCUCGGCCCGUUCGCCUUCUGGCUGCUCUACUGCUUCCCCGUCUGCCUGCAGUUCUUCACGCUCAGCCUCAUGAACCUCUACUGCGCACAGGUUUACUUCAAGGCCAAGUCCAAGUACACACCUGCCCUGCUCAAAUACAGACUUCCCCUGUAUCUGGUCUUCCUGGGCGUCAGCCUUCUCUUCCUCGUGGUUAAUCUGGUCUGCGCGCUGCUGGUCAAAAUGGCCGCGGCCGACGUGAAGACCAUCGUCCUGGUGAGGGUCACCAUCAACGACAGCCUGUUCGUCCUCUGCGCUGUCUCGCUCUCCGUCUGCCUCUACAAGGUCGCCAAGAUGUCGCUGGCCAACAUCUACCUGGAGUCAAAGAAAAAGUGGAUUGAAGCUGUAGUAAUCGUUGCCCUGUGUUUGUGUCUGCAGGCGGACCUCCGCUCGUCGCUAGGAGACGGCGGCUACGUCGUGUUCGGGGUGAUUCUGUUCGUCUGGGAGCUGCUGCCGACAUCGCUGGUCGUCUUCUUCUUCAGGGUGCGCCGGCCGCCUCAGGAACGGAGCGCUGCGGGGAUCCCGAACCACGUUCUCUCCUCCAGAGGAUAUUUCUUCGACAACCCUCGGCGCUACGACAGCGACGACGACCUGGCCUGGAGCAUUCCCCCCCAGAAUGCAUCAGCGAGCCUCUCCUCCGACUGCUACGACUGGGGCAGCCGCCACAGCAGCUUCACCGUGCACACCAACGGCGACGAGCAGCGCCUGACGACCGCCGCCACCGCCGGGGAGCUCCACCCUUACCCAUGAUCCCCCUCUUCACCGUUACAGCAUCGUCGCCACUCUUUGCACUUUGACGCCCAUCGGUUAUUGUGUUUCUUAUCAUCUCUGAUGUGAAAAGGUUUGUGGAGUCACAGUAGACAGAAAAAGAAAAAAAAAACAUUAACAAAUAAAAAUAAAUACCAGGAUGUUACGCAGGGUUCCUCGCAGUCAGGUUAGUCCGGAUCAACGGGAGCUCAUUUCCAGGAUAGAACCUGACUUCCUGUCCGCUCUCUCUCUCUCUCUCUCUCUCUGUGUGUGUUGCCGUUGUCUUCGGGAAA
Molecule: messenger RNA, 1322 nt
Organism: Perca fluviatilis (European perch)
Lineage: Eukaryota; Metazoa; Chordata; Actinopteri; Perciformes; Percidae
Product: G protein-coupled receptor 137Ba-like
Exons: 8
Coding region: 1-1032 (343 amino acids)
Biological process (GO): negative regulation of osteoclast differentiation; positive regulation of TORC1 signaling; regulation of autophagy
Cellular component (GO): lysosomal membrane
Source: RefSeq, a predicted model, not a curated record